AAAGUAUAUUUUUUCUCUGAAAUGUGGUGGAGUAUCAGUAUAAAAGUAGCAAAAAUGUAAAUAGUCAAUUAAAGUACCUUAAACUGGAAUAAAUGUACUUAGUAACUUUCCAUCCCAUACAUUUUACAUGCAUGAUUCAGUUCUUUUCUUUAAGCAUCAAUGGAUUCACGUCGCAGGAGCUGCAGAACAGGAAUAUAAGAUAUAGGAAACUCAGUGAUCAUAAAGAACCGGAACCGGAGCUGUAACCUCGAGUACAAAUGCGGUGUCCCUGUGACGGGUGCAUGUGGCGCUUGACUGCGCAAACAAGUCACUGGUUACGCGAGAUGCAGAGGAGGAGCUGCCGUCAGUGGCCCCAAGAAGAAACUUCCCUGUCAGUUGAGAGUGUGAUAACGACGUGAGGCGCAGCCCGUAUAGUGUCGGAGCAUGUUUGCAAACCAAAACCACAACAGUCUCCUGUGGAUUCACCUCGAUUUCAUAAACUUUGAGGACUAUGGAAGUUUGCUUAAGUGUCUAAAGGGGAUAUUUGGUGUCUCCAAAUGUCUCUUGGAUUUGUUUAUUACUGGACAACUUGGGGGAACGCGCUUUAAUGGAAAGUGUCACUACUUCGGAAGCCAUCGAUUAGAGUGAAACAGUGAAAGACGUCCCUGCAGGCAUGAACACCACAGCGGGGAGAUUUCAGCCGCCCACUAUCCCAGCUAUCAUGUUCAUUUUCGGGGUGGCGGGGAAUGUCAUUGCCAUAGUGGUCCUGCGGAUAUCACGAAAAGAACAAAAGGAGACGACUUUUUACACACUUGUGUGUGGUCUGGCUGUGACGGACCUCCUGGGCACCCUGCUGGCCAGCCCCGUCACCAUCGCCACCUACAUGAAGGGCUCCUGGCCAGGGGGCGAGCCCCUGUGCCAGUACUCCGGCUUCAUCUUGCUCUUCUUCUUCUUGGCCCAGCUCAGCAUUGUGUUUGCAAUGUCAGUGGAGAGAUACCUGGCGAUAAACCACGCAUACUUCUACAACGAGUACGUCAACCAAAAACUCGCCGCGCUGACUCUUUUGGGCAUUUACAUCUCCAACAUCGUGUUCUGCGCGCUGCCCAGUCUGGGGCUCGGCCAGGUGAAGCUCCAGAAGCCGGGGACGUGGUGUUUCAUCGACUGGCAGAACAACCACACGUCAGUCAAGACUUUUAACCUGAUGUACGCAGGUGUGAAUUCGGUCACCGUGCUGGCCACCGUCAUAUGCAACGUGAUGGUGUGCGGGGCUCUUAUCCUCAUGCACAAGAGGUUCAUCCGCCGCACGUCUUUGGGCACGGACCAGCGGCGCAUCGCGGAGCUCCGGCGCAGACGGAGUUUCGGACGAUUAGCUGGAGCAGAGAUCCAGAUGGUGAUCCUGCUCAUAGCCACCUCCGCUGUGGUUCUCAUCUGCUCCAUACCUUUAGUGUUGAGGAUCUUUGUGAACCAGCUGUACAGAAACCAGAAAGAAGAGCCUUUAGGGUUGAAUAAAGACUUGUUGGCCAUCCGCAUGGCGGCCAUCAACCCCAUCGUAGACCCUUGGAUCUACAUCCUGCUCAGAAAGACAGUGGUCCUCAAGCUAAUGGAGAAAAUCAAGUGUCUGUUCUGCAAAAUGGGUGGGAGGGGACGAAGGGGUGGCGGGCAGUUCCGCUGCGCCGACGGCCACCUCUCCUCCUCCAUCGUCUCCCGGGAUUCCCCGUCGUUGGUGUCACGUGAGCUGCGGGAAAUGGUGAGCACCUCGCAGACUUUCCUGUACCCGUCAGAGGGAAACAACGGGAGGCUGGGGUCGUUUCAAGCAGGGGCACAGGCCGGUUCCAGUCUGCCAGCCGAACAGAUGUUACAGGGUUCCCAAGAGGUUGAAGAGCCUGAGAAGGUUCUUUCACAGAGUGAUAUAGAGGACACAGACCCAGGUGGGCUACUGAAAGAGCUCCCUAUGUGCCCCAAGGACCCAGCUCUACAUGUGACCUUCACAGACGAGACUGCAAACCUACAGGAGAAAUGCAUAUAACGGUCAGCGUGAGCUGGACACGCAUUGAUCACUGUAAUAGGACUGUCUCAGGACAGAAGAUAGGAACUAAUGAGAGCGCUGCAAGGACAUGAUAGUAAAGGAAAAGCUUCUCAAGACUGAAUAACCAUCCAUCAAUCUGUAGAUAUCUAGUGGACUGCUAUUAAGAUGCCAUUUGACAGAUGUAUUACUGAACUAAACUCCCAGUAUCAAUGUAUUACUCCUCAGUCAUAGCUUACCACAAACACCAUAUCACUAAAUACACUUCAGCACACUCACAAUAACGAAACCCAUAGAGAACAACAUGACAUUAUAGAGGAGCUCUUUUGUUGCACUUUGUGAAUUCUGAAACCACCGCUAGGCUGUUAGUAAUGUUUGUUUCAUAGCAUUUUGACAACCUGCACAAUGACUGUAAAGAAUUCAUGCUAAAAUGUGAACAGUGUUCAAUGAUAUUAAUUUAUUCUAAGUAUGAUUUUAUACGUUAUUGUCUUCUCUGUGAGAAGGUCCAGAUAGUUUGGAGUCAUUUUAAAUCGGUACAAGAUGAGUAUGUUUGUUUUUUUUUUUUUAAUGGUACAUAGGCACAUUUGCAAACAAUUUGGUCAUACUGGUUGACAGAGCAGCUCGAACAUCAAAGCUAGAAUUGUACCAGCCCCUGUAUUUUGUAACAAAAGGCAGCUAUACUGUGGCUUUUUCACAGCUCAGAUACUGGAGGAUGUUAGGAGGCCUCCUAAACUAAUGUGUUAAUACAAAAUUCUAAAUUCACUCUGUUCAGCCCAUUUACUCUAUGAGGAUUGAUCCAGCUUCAUCUAAUUUUACCUAAAUAGAAUGACCUGAUCAUCUAAUCACUCUUUAUUGAGGAAUUAACACAGGGAAUUAAAAUUGCAGAUAGUAAGUGUUUCCGUUUGGGUUUGGCCAUUUUUUAAAAUGGAUUUUCUGAUUUAACACGGCACUAAUGCUGUUGCUAUCAAACACAUUUAUAUUUCAAUGUGUUUCUUUUUUUGUGGGGACAUCAUCAUCAAAUUUAUCAUAUGUACCAAACUCAUGAAUGAACUGAAAAUAAAAGUUGGUAAAUAUUCACCUAAA
Messenger RNA from Lates calcarifer (barramundi perch), 3085 nucleotides. It is a transcript of the gene ptger4b, whose product is annotated as prostaglandin E receptor 4 (subtype EP4) b. Lineage: Eukaryota; Metazoa; Chordata; Actinopteri; Centropomidae. Gene Ontology annotation, cellular component: plasma membrane. The record is from RefSeq and is a predicted model, not a curated record. Bases 653 to 2005 code for a protein of 450 amino acids. Gene Ontology annotation, molecular function: prostaglandin E receptor activity. Gene Ontology annotation, biological process: negative regulation of inflammatory response; inflammatory response; positive regulation of cytosolic calcium ion concentration. The transcript has 2 exons.